This is a messenger RNA of Lactuca virosa, 1036 nucleotides long. The record is from the annotation of a GenBank genome assembly. NCBI's taxonomy places the organism in Eukaryota, Viridiplantae, Streptophyta, Magnoliopsida, Asterales, Asteraceae.
CACCUUUUUCCAUCUUUUACUUUUGUUACAACUUACACACUGAUUCAUCACACCCAAAACAUAAUCUUUAUCAUGUCUGUGUAAUUCACUAAUUUGUCGUGAUAUUUCUUAAACUGAUUGCAAAUCUAGUUGUAAUCAGGGUUUUUUCGUGGAUACUGUUGAAUGACGAGUGCUUCCAAGUUAUUUCACAACAGAAGGAUUCGGUUUGGUGUUCACAACAACGCCGUCGACGACAAAGACUCAGAUUCCUCACCAGCUAAAGGAAAUUCCUCCCGCCACAUCACAAAUCGCCGGCAUCACAAUCGCCGGAAUCUCGAAGGCUCUGACACUCCCUCUCGGCGUAUACACCGUCAUCGCCACUCGGAGCUAGUUCAGCUGGAAGCAGGUGGUAGUCAUGAUCACUCACCAUCUGGAAGCAUCAUCAAUUCAGAAGAUUUCAGAAGCAUACGCAGAUGGGGCACCACUGAAAACGAUAGGCUUCCAGGAGUUGUGUUACUUGCAAGGGAAAGACUCCUCGAAAGAUUGAGAGGUGUCCAUGUUUCAGAAAACAGUAGGUCUUCAUCCAGCCUUCAUGAAGAUGAUGACUUAUUGUACAAUGUCUACAAUAGCUUCAUUGAUGAACCAGUUUCGGGAGUAAUAGCAAUGCCAUCAUCAACAAGAAUACUUACCCCUGGACUUUCUCAAGAUGCCUUAAACUGCUUAUUGAUAAAGGUUUACAAAUAUGAUGAAAAAAUUAAUGAAAGCUCAAGUGCAUCAAGGGAGUGUAGUAUUUGUCUUGAAGGUUUUGAGGAAGGUGAUGAACUGAUAAACCUCCCUUGCAUGCACAGAUUCCACUCCUGCUGUUUGUUUCCUUGGGUUGAGGUUUGUGGGGCCUGCCCAAACUGUAGAAAAGUUGUGGUUAUAAGUAGCAACUAACUUGUUUCUUGAUUAUAUUUGUUGUGUAUUAAUAUCCUUGUCUUUACCUUCUAAUUCAUGAUCUUAAAUAUAGAAGAUUACAAUCCUAACAAAUAAGAGGAUAUCUUGUUUCCUAGCUUAC